AUGUAUAUCCAAUACCGCCUGUUCAGCGAGCACUCCCUGUGGAGGGUGCUUGAAAUAAACAAAAGCGAGAACUACAUUUUGGCCAGCGAGCUGAAACACAUCAUAUGCAAGCAGAGCAAUAUAAAUUAUAACAGCAAGAUUGAUAUUUAUUUUUCUGUGUACAAGGAUGACGAAGAGGGUAGCAGGGUCAGCGGCGUGAGUGGGGUCGGCGGCGGGGACAACGACGUGGACUUCUUGAAUCCCGAGGACAAAGUAUACAAUGGGACGAAGAUUCUCAUCCACAGGCAUAUAAAGAAGAAAUCCAAUUUGAGUGAUAUUACUCAUGAAGCAAAAAAAGAAAUAAGUGUGGACAUAAGGGAAGAACAAAAAAUAAACAUUCCAAUUGAAUUUCUGUGUAAAUUAUGCAGCUACAUCCUAAUCGAUUCACAUAUCCUUGUGUGCACUAACAACUGUGGUUACUCGGUGUGUAAGACUUGUAUCUUAUUGUAUGUGUUAAACAAACUCGUUACGCAAGAUGAAAAAAAGACCAGUACAGUGAUUGACUUGAACAGGCUGAAGGACAACUCUAUACAGUGCCCACUCUGUAACGGAUCCUUAAAAUAUUGCAUAUGGAAUAAAAAGUUAGAAUUAACUUUAAAAAAGAUUAUAAAUGAACGGAGUGAUAUCGACUCGUUUAAACUGAACGUUGAAGAAAGGAACAGUCGCUUCCUACGUAUCGUGGAAAAAUUGAAGAUUGAAAAUUUUCCUCCAUCAGCAAGUGUCACCAAAGAAAACAUAUUUGAGAGCGACGUGUUCAAGGCGAUUGAAGCCAAGUACAUUUUGUCCAGCGGGAACAGAAAGACAGACGAACCGUUUAGAGGGGAGGACGACAAGGAAGAGGAGGAUGUGAAGAUGGCUAACCAUUUCCUCUACCUAAUGACCAACCCUAAACAGAAUUGCAUAAAGGAAUUUAACAUGAUCUUCCUCGAGUUUGAAAAUCCCAUAUUUGACACAGUGCAGAAGAUGGGCUUGAAGGCUGCGUAUGAUCAGCAGGUGGGCAAGGCCAGCCCAGGGGCAGGGCCAUCAUCGGUAGGUAGUACUUCUGCUGCUGCUGCUGUUGGCGUCGGCGGUGAUGCAAUUGCUGGGGAACGAAACGAAACCGUCACGCAAAGCACAUCUAACUCGGGCAUGAAGGCAGGUGUGGACAAUUCCGAGGACGAUGUGGAUGAAGAAAUGUACAGCCACAGCAAAGUAUACAUCAUGCCCAUCUCAUUUGUCGGGGGAGAAACAUCCUACUCGUUAAUCGGUGUCUUCUAUGUGAAGGGUCUAUACAAACAUGUGUCAACUUCAAGCACUGUUAGAGACGAGGGAAAAGAGCAAGCCAUUUUGAAAAAUUUUCUCCAAAAGUGGUUCUCCGAUGAGGUGAAAUCUAAUCAGAAUCCAUCGGACAUUCUGAACCCACGGGAACGGCUCAAGUCUGGAGAUGUGUAUACCCUAGAGUGGGUUCACAAGUACGAAAAGACUUGCUUCUUCCCAGCGAGGAAACAACCCAUAUAUAACAUUAUCAAUAGCAGAAGGCAAAGAAGUAAGAAAAAAAAUAAUAUUGAAAUUGUCCUCGAUCUGAAAAAAUUUGUGGAUGUGGUUUUGAGUGUAAACAACUACAUAAAGUAUGGAAGUCGGCCAAAUAAUUACGACACGAAGAAGGGAAUGGUGUCUUCCACUGUGGAAGAUGAAGAAGGGAAAAAGAGAAUGCCACCACCACCUACCAGGAUGGAUAAUAAAUUAGGGGAUCCGAGUGGGUGGGCCCAGACCAUUGGCAGUGUUGAUGCGAUGGUGAAUCAGAAUGACGUGGCGGCAAAAGAAAGGUUAGGAAUUUUUUCCAGUGCUGGGGAGGCAUCCUCUUCUCCAUCAGGUGAAUUAAUAAGGCAAAGCGAAUUUCAAGACAUUUUUGAAUUGAUGUAUGACACGAAAAUUUGCCCAGUAACAAUUGGGCACAGGUUCCAUGUAAGCAAUCCCUAUGCUGACUACUGUGCCCUUUUGCCUUUUUUAACAAAGGAGGAUUUUCUUUUCAUUCGCAAGCUCCAGAGGAUUUACAAGGAGAAGUAUUUGCGGCAGCUGUACAAGCACGUGCGCAGAAAUGACCUGAGCAUGAACAUAUUUUUUAACGCCGUCAACUCUGUUUUUUUUUCGAGCCCGAGAUGGCAGCCGUAG
Molecule: messenger RNA, 2190 nt
Organism: Plasmodium fragile
Lineage: Eukaryota; Apicomplexa; Aconoidasida; Haemosporida; Plasmodiidae
Exons: 1
Coding region: 1-2190 (729 amino acids)
Source: RefSeq, a predicted model, not a curated record